AUGUUGAAAACAGAGAAGUCAUGCGUCGUAUCAGAUUCUACAAUUACGAGCAAGUUUGGAGGUCGUCCUCCUUCUACAUAUUCUAUGAAGAUCCAAAGCCUCUCUCAACUCAAGACUCUCUUCACUGGUACUGACGGAUUCAAAUCCCGUACAUUCUCUUCAGGCAAACACAAGUGGAGAUUGGUUAUAUAUCCAAAAGGGAACGAGAAAGACAACGGGACCGGAUUUAUAUCAAUGUAUGUGGAAUUAGAUAGCAAAAGCGUGACCACGUCCCUAGUUUUGGCAUAUCUCACCUUCUUCGUCUACAACAAGAUGGAAAAUAAAUACUUUACUAUUCAAGAUGUUGAACCGAAGCAGUUCAAUGCAUUAAGACCGGUGUGGGGAUCUUCGCAAGUGCUUCCGCUUGAUACAUUCAAUGAUCCUAAAAACGGAUAUCUCUUUGAUGGAGAUCAAUGCGAGUUUGGUGUUGAUGUAAUGGUUCCACAUACCAAUUGGGAAGUUGUCUCCUUUGAUCAGAAACUUAUUAAUCACAAGUUCUCUUGGACGGUCAACAAAUUCUCUAAGCUGAAAGAUCAUUGCUACGUAUCAAACAAGUUCUUCAUUGGAGGAAGGAAUUGGGUACUAAAGUUGUAUCCCAAGGGCUACUCUACUACUUAUAGUAAAUCGUUAUCCCUCUUUCUGCAUUUAGCUGAUGGUGAAACAGUGAAGGCAGGUGAGAUGAUGUACUUCGUGCUGAUUUGCGAAUUCUCGAUCCAUUUGGAUCCAAGAUUACAUUCUGUUUUUAUUGCAGUUAACCACUGGCGCGAGGACUCCUUCCAAGGUUGGGGUUGGUUUGCUUUUGUGGCUUUAGCUAAACUUGAGAAGGCUUACUUGGACAAAGAGGGAUCUUUGAAAUUAGAAAUCGAAUUUGAAGUUGUCUCUACCACCAAAUACUCUCCAUGA
Thlaspi arvense is the source of this 942-nucleotide messenger RNA. The record is from the annotation of a GenBank genome assembly. NCBI's taxonomy places the organism in Eukaryota, Viridiplantae, Streptophyta, Magnoliopsida, Brassicales, Brassicaceae.